Molecule: messenger RNA, 327 nt
Organism: Sporothrix brasiliensis 5110
Lineage: Eukaryota; Fungi; Ascomycota; Sordariomycetes; Ophiostomatales; Ophiostomataceae
Product: mitochondrial import protein
Exons: 2
Coding region: 1-327 (108 amino acids)
Biological process (GO): mitochondrial outer membrane translocase complex assembly; protein insertion into mitochondrial outer membrane
Cellular component (GO): mitochondrial outer membrane
Source: RefSeq, a predicted model, not a curated record
AUGGCCGACGAUGUACCAAAUCCCAUGGCGGAGUCCGGCGUGACCAUGCACUCGGACAGCGAGCAGUACUCGGGCGCCGAGGACCUGCCGUCGGACGUGCCGUCGACCUCCUCGUCGCAGGACGACCAACCUAUCAUUCUGUACCGACCGCCGACGCUGUGGUCGCUGUUCCGUGGGGCGACAAUCAACCUACUCUUGCCAUUUGUCAAUGGCAUGAUGAUGGGCUUUGGCGAGCUGUUUGCACACGAGUUUGCCUUUCGGCUAGGCUGGAGCGGGACAAGGGCGCAUGCGGUCGGUCCGGGCGUCGAGCUGCGCGAGCGGCGGUGA